AUGGCAACGGGUGGCACCCCAUUUGAAGAUGGCACAGACGAGCAGGAGCUGCAAAACUGGACCAUCUCCAAUGGAAGCUUGGAUGAUAGACUCAACAAUAUGGAUUGGGGAGUGCAGCAGAAGAAAGCCAACCGCUCAUCUGAGAAGAACAGGAAGAAGUUCUCUGCUAUGUCAGAGAGCAGGCUAACUAAUGACAUCUCUCCAGAGUCUACCCCUGGAGCAGGGCGACGGAGAGCACGUACACCCCAUUCCUUUUCUCAUGUCAAAUACAGCACUCAGAUGUCUGUGCCUGACCAGGCUGAGCUUGACCGACUCCGUCAGUCUAACUUCACUGAUUUGGAUUGAGAAGUAUUUGGCAGUGAUUCUCAAGGCCGUGUAACUGCAGCCCACAAUCAAAGACAGCUGGUCUACUGAGGCCAAGAAACCUUUCAACUUCUCUGCCAAAUUCACCUCAACACAUACAAAAGCAAAGAGCCCACUGCGUCCACCUCUUCCACCACUGGGGGGAGGAACCCAAGAAAACAGAGUCCUGGGAAAGAGCUUUUUGCCCCAGUUCCAGCAGUUGUUAAAGAACCUUUUAGUCUGGACGGUGCCCGGUUGGGAUUGGAGGAUGGGAGAGGAGAGCUUUCCAUUGAUUAGCCGUCAGGGUAAUCAAGAUGUGUUGUCAGUAAACUGGUGCAAAUUCGUGAAUACAUUGGCAAGGCCACAUCCAUGAGAGACGACCUGGUGGAAAAGAACGAUGUGCCUGCAAACGUGGAACGUCUCUCUCUCCUCAUCUCUCACUUGAAAGAGCAGGAGAAAUCUUACCUGCGUUUUCUUCAGAAGAUGCUGGUUAGCGAGGAAAAUGAGGAUGAGGAUGAUGAAGGUGCUACGGUGGAUUCUGCAGUAGGUUCAGGCUCGGUGGCCGAGAGCACGUCUCUGAACCUGGAGCCGCGCUCUGAAACCUCCAGUGCCACUGGCCAUGGGGUCUGUAGAGAGCAGAAAGAAGAGCUAGAAAAUAUGCGAAAGCAGCAUGACUUGCUAAAAAAGAUGCUGGAACAGCAGGAGCAACUCCGAGCACUACAAGGCCGUCAAGCUGCACUACUGGCCAUGCAGCAAAGCGCUGAACUAGCCAUAGCAGUGAUGGAUGACACUGUUGUUACGGAGACUACUGGAAGUGUGUCUGGCAGGAGCAUUACUUCAGAGCUCAAUGAUGAACUCAAUGAUCUUAUCCAGCGGUUUCACAACCAACUACACGAUUCUCAGUCUCAGGUGGUCCCAGACAACCGACGGCAGGCAGAAUGUCUCUCUCUUUCAAGAGAGGUGUGCCGAUCACGCACUACCCAUAAUUCUCGGGGUCAGUUACCUUCCUCUGCCCCACUAACUACUGCAUCAACCUCGGCCAGCGCAAAACUUUAACUACAGGAGUUACAGGACAAAAAGCAGACCAUGGGACAAGAUUCUAAAGAACUCCAUUCCCUUAGAGACCAGACCCUCAACAACAGUUCCUGUCAGAGCGUCAGCCAGCGUAGUGCACUUGUAGGCAUGUCGGAGCGUCCCUCAGUUUUGGGUAGAGAGGGAAAUGGGCCACGUCCAGUGAGGCAGGACUCCUCCUCUGCUUACACACAGAUUGAUGAUAACAGCCACUCUGCUGACAAACUCAGGAAGCUGAAGGAAGUGCACAAGCGAUUGAAUGAGCUAAGAGAGCUUGUUCAGUAUUAUGAACAGACAUCAGAUAUGGUGGUGGAUACUGUAAAUGAGAAUGUGAAGGAGGAAGAUGGAACUGAGGACGGUUCACUUUUUGAGGCCAUGUUUGAUUCAGAGCAGGAGAACCACGAACCAGUCACCAACAUCAGAAAUCCAGCCCAACCACAGACUCCAAGUAACUGGAUGGACAUGAACAGUUUGACAAAGACUCGCAGUGUCAAUAAUAGAGAUGGCCGCCUAAACACAGAAUGUGAAAUCAAUAAUCGCUCAGCAGCCAACCUACGCAGUCACAUCCCUUCAAUCAUAGAAUGUCAGCACAACCGAGAAGGGCCUUACCAUGGAGUUAAAGAUGAGGAGGAUGAGGAGGCGCUGGAGGAUGACGACGGAGCUAGAGGAGGAGGAGGAGGAGGUAGGGACAGUGAUGGUUCAGGGUCCAGUCAUAGGAGCAGUCUGGGGGGUGAUGCAGAGUAUGCUCAGAAAGUUCACCGUCUUCAAACAGCCAAACAACUCCGACAACUUCAAGAACUGGUGGCCAUGGUGCAGAGUGAUGAUACAGAUGGUACUACAGCUAAUGAGGAUGAGGGUUUAAAGCAGCAACCCAACAACACCCGAGCAACAGCUCCCAAAGCCCAGAGAGACAUUGCCCUCUGUGAUAAGGCCAGAGAGAUGUAUGAGGAGAAACUCAAGCAGCAGCAGCAUGAACUAAAGCAGCUUCAUGAAGAGAGACAGAGACUGUUGGAGAUUCAGGGGAAGAUACAGGACAUACAGUGGGCUUGCCCUGAUCUUCAGUCGUCUGUGAGCAGUAGUGCCAGUGGUCAGAUGAGCAGGAAGAUUCCAGCAGCAGCCUCUACUCCUGCUCCUGUACCAUUACAAUCUUCUUCCUCAGCUAAAGCCAACACUAGCCUCAAACCCACAACUGAACCUCCUCCAGUCACCGUCACUGACAAUGAGCUGUGGACAGAGAUGCGAAGACACCAGAUGUUGCGUGAAGAGUUGAGGCAGAGACGGAAACAACUGGAGAGUCUGAUGGCAGAGCAGCAGAGGAGAAGCACACUUCCUGACUCUCCAUUCAGAAGCGACACACACGAGACCCAGUCCUACAGUCGUGAUGAAAGAACCGUGGCCACUUGGGGUGGUUCUACACGGUGUCCUCUUGGUGAUGAUGAGGAUGAUGAUUACUCCUCUGAGGUAGGAGCUGAGGAUGAUGACGAUGAUGAACAUGAUGAGGGAGAGGAGUCCAGCUCCACCGAUGAACGACAUGCUUGCUCUGCACAAAAACAACGCAACUACAACAGGAAUAGCAAUAGCAGAGAGGGUCUGAAAGUUCUCAGGGAAGUUAACACGAGUCCUUCCCCUCGUGGAUCAAGAGGUCGUUCUCGUCAGCAGCCGCAGUCCGAGAGAGGAAAUUCUAGCAAAGCCAAGAGGCAGGAGAACCUGCGAUGGGCAGCUGAUCUGUCUCUCUCUGAAGGUGCUGCACCAGCACACUGGCAGGAGCAGAUCACACACCUCCAGAAACAGCUCAACUUCAGCACUACCAUGUGCCAAACUCUGCUUCAGGAUCAGCAGACACUUUCAUACAUGCUGCAGGCUCUGCUCACAGGCCCAUGCGGUGUUGUGCCCAAUAAUGUGACCUCUCCUCAGGUCCCUCUCAUCAUGCACCAGCUAAACCAGUGCUACACACAGCUGGCUUGGCAGCAGAACAAUGUCAAUCGAUUAAAGCAGGUUCUGAAUGAUCUAUUGCGGCAGCAGCAGAGCCAGUCAUCAUCAGGACAACAGCAGAAUCAAAGUGUUGCACAUGAUCCUGCAUCUAUGUUCCUAAAUUACCCACCUGGCAAUACACUCAAUAUUCCUGGACUUCCAAAUUUCUCCCCUUUUCCAGCUGGAUUUAAUUUCGCUCCCAUGUUUCCCCCCUCAGUAAGAGAUUUCCAGCAGAACCAGGAUAGCUCAGAUCAACAUCAUGAUCCAAAUAUAUCCCUCAAAACGGAGUACAUGAAUUUCCCCCCUCCACUACAGAGAUCUCCACUCAAUAAUGCAGAGAAACGGUUUCAGUCUCACUCUGAUAAUCUGGCUGAUGCUAAUAACUCCAGCUGGUUAAACUCCUCUCUGAAUCGUUCUAGUCAGAGGCCCAUUCUUACCUCUGACCAUCAGAGUCAGAUAGAGCAGAACUCUCUUUCCUCAUCUCCUGUCCCUCACCCUUCUACAUCUCAUAAUCGCUCUUACAUACCUGACUCCCAGGAGUCUAUGAGCAGCCUGCCAGACAGAGCAGACCCGACUACUGUCACCAAGACCUUCAGAGCAGGACGCAAGGCUGCGGCACAGGCCAGCCUGGCAUCCAGAGACAAGACUCCUAACAUGAAGAGCCGCAGGAAGAGAGGCAGGGGACAGAAGAACACUGCUUCUGUGGACAGUGACAGUGUUUCAAGUGACUCUCAUUUUGAGAGAGAGCGCUCCAAUCAGGUCAAAUGUAAAGAGCUCAAUCAGGGUCUGUUGGACAAGCUCACACAGGAAAAACUGGACAGCAAGACUAAAAACAGCAAACCAAAUGACCUCUCAUCUGCAUAUGCUUGGAGAACACCUUUUCUCUCUAACAGAAUUGCAUGCACUGAAGUCCCAGAUGUGAGCAGUGAUUUCUCACUCUUUGAGGCCUUGAGAGAAACCAUCUACUCUGAAGUGGCAACACUGAUUUCUCAAAAUGAGUCUCGCCCUCACUUUCUCAUUGAGCUCUUCCAUGAGCUUCAGCUGCUCAAUACAGACUAUCUACGCCAGAGGGCGCUCUAUUCAUUGCAGGACAUUGUAACGAGACACCUUACGGAGAAGAGUGUGGCAGAUGAACAGGCCUCCUCUUUAGGUCCAGCUGUAUGGGCUACAGGCUCCCAAUCAGAGCUCACGCCUAGUGAGAGCUUGGCUACUAGUGACAACGAUGCCUCUGACAAGAUUGUAACCGUUAAAUCCAACUCUGUACUAAAGAGGGUACCAGACAGAGACUCCAUGGACAACGAGAGCCUUCUGUCUACGUCCUCCAACCUUGAACCGUUUGCUAGUGAUGACCUGGGUAACACAGUGAUUCAUUUAGAUAAGGCAUUGGCCAGGAUGAGGGAGUAUGAGCGCAUGAAGCUGAGGGCUGAAUGUAACACUGAUAACCCUGAGCACAGCUCUGCAGUUGCUGCUGCCACCGCUGCCUCAGCUCUUACUCAAGGUGCAGGACAUUCGUCUACAGAUGCACAUUGUCCUCAGAUUGACACCCAACAGCUGGACCGACAGAUCAAAGCCAUCAUGACAGAGGUCAUUCCCUUCCUAAAGGAGCAUGUUGGGGAGGUGUGUUCACAGAAGCUGCUCAAAGCUGUGAGACACAUGGUGCUCAACCUCACUCAGCAAAAUGAUGAAAGCAAAGAGUUUGUUCGUUUCUUCCAUCGGCAGCUGGAAGGCAUCCUGCAGGACUCCCUCAGCAAGUUUGUAGGUCGGAAGUUGCAGGACUGCGGUGAGGAUCUGCUGGUGGAGAUCUCUGAGAUUCUGUUUAAUGAGCUCGCCUUCUUCAGACUGAUGCAGGAUUUAGAUCAGAACACCUCCAAAAACAAACACAGGACCAAGAGACGGUCCAACCACACAUCUCCAAAACACUCACCUCACACUGAGGAGAUGAAGACACUAGAGAGAGAAAAAACGUUCUCACCAUCCUAUUUUGAUGAAGACAGAGAUCAGGAUGAGACCGAGCGGCAAGAGAUGCCUCAUGAGAGAGAAGAGGAGAAGGAGAAAGAAGCACAGAGCAGUGAAGCAUCUGAGGUGGAAGAGGAAGAAGGACUGCCACUUUCUAUAAGCCUGUCUAAAGCAGAGACACAGGCUCUAUGCAACUACGGCAGUGGAGAAGAUGAAAAUGAAGUGGAAGAGAUGGAGGAGUUUGAGGCUGUACCUGUAGAGGUGCAAACAUCAUUACAAGCCAGCAUGGACAACACUAGUGAACACAGAGAGAGCUCUGCCUUACAAAAUGAAACCCCACAGGAAACCAAAUCAGACCAAGACAGCUCGGAAAGUAGUCAGUUAAAUAGUGAACCGUCUGAUCCCAAAGUCAUUGUCCAGCCUGAAGAAGAGACUGGAGAAGAGGAAAAAUCUGCUUCGGGAGAUGAAGGGGAGGAAAAGGAGGACUGCACUUCUGCUCCAGCCCAGGAAACUCCUCAGAGCUCUGAUUCAGCUAGUCCUGAUACAGACUCUCCAGUCAUGAUCAACACUGAUGAAGCUGGAUCUGGAAAUACCAGUCAGAGAUCGGAUGAGGAAGAUUUUGUGAAGGUGGAGGAUCUUCCUCUUCAGAUGUCUGUUCUGUGUGAGGAAGAGCUCUGUAAGAGGAUCUCAGACGAGCAGCAAAAUAAUAACUUAACAGCUGAAAUUCUCAAUGGAAAUACAAGCGAGCUUACGGGAUUGGUGGGAAAUGCUCAAGCACUCAAAGAGCCUGAAACCAUUGGAGCCCAGAGUGCAUGAGAAUGAUCUUUGUCUUACACUACGGUCCAUCAUUCAUGCAGCAUUACUGUUUAAUGAGCUUAAUACCCUAAGAAUCCUUGGAAACAACAGCUAAGCGAAUCAGCCUGUCAGCAUGUGUGAUCUAACAGUUUAAGAGGCGGCUAAGAAGUCUCUCUACACUUGUAAGUAGUUUUAUUGAGAAUGUAGAUGAUGUUUUGAAGCGGGCUCUUGUCUGUCUUUUAAGCGGUUCUGUAGUCUGUAAGUGCAUUUUUCUGUGUUUCUCUUUGUUGAGCUUCUUCAACGGCCGCGGUUUAAGGGAUGCAGAACAUUUGUGUGUUCCUAUGUUUGGCAUGGUUAGGCUUUUGUUUUUGCAUUUCUCCUGUGAUUUUUGCCUAUGAAAUACAACAAAGACAAUACACCUUUUGUUCCUCUGGUUCAGGACAAGAUUGAGCACAUUUGGCGGAAAUGAAAAUAACCCUAUUUAAAUAUAUCUGACUUGACCCAGACUGCACAUUGAAAACCCUUAGGGAUACAGCAGAGUCACAUAUUAGCACUGAUGCGUUGUCCUGUCCUUUCUUAUUGCACUCUUUUAAAUGUUCUCUUGCUUUUAUUUGGAUCUUUUUUAAGGCAUGUUGGCCAAUGCUUGGGUUCUCACCCCAUUUCACCUCGUGUAAUUCUCCAAUGUUUAGAUUGAGAUUUAAAAGGAAUAAAACAUUGAUUUUUA
This is a messenger RNA of Danio aesculapii, 6859 nucleotides long. RefSeq names its product pericentriolar material 1 (gene pcm1). Gene Ontology annotation, biological process: centrosome cycle; microtubule anchoring at centrosome; protein localization to centrosome. Gene Ontology annotation, cellular component: centriole; ciliary basal body; centriolar satellite. Lineage: Eukaryota; Metazoa; Chordata; Actinopteri; Cypriniformes; Danionidae. The record is from RefSeq and is a predicted model, not a curated record.